AUGGACAAACGUAAGUUUUCCCCUUACUUAUGGGAAGAGAACAUUCUGUUUAAGCAUUCUGUUGACGUUGUUCCACCUAAUGUUGACGGUGUUGCACCUCAUGUUGGCGGUGUUGCACCUAAUGUUGACGUUGUUCCACCUAAUAUUGACGGUGUUGCACCUAGUGUUGGCGAUGUUGCACCUAAUGUUGACGGUGUUGCACCUAAUGUUGGCGGUGUUGCACCUAAUGUCGGCGGUGUUGCACCUAAUGUUGGCGGUGUUGCACCUGUAGUUGACCUUGAUCCUCCAAAUGUUGACGGUCUUGCACCUAAUGUUGGCGGUGUUGCACCUAAUUAUGGCGGUGUUGCACCUAAUGUUGACGGUAUUGCACCUAAUGUUGACGGUGUUGCACCUAAUUUUGGCGGUGUUGCACCUGAUGUUGGCGGUGUUGCACCUAACGUUGACGGUGUGGCACCUGUAGUUGACGUUGUUCCACCUAAUGUUGACGGUGUUGCACCUAAUGUUGGCGAUGUUGCACCUAAUCUUGACGGUGUUGCACCUAAUGUUGGCGGUGUUCCAACUAAUGUUGGCGGUGUUGCACCUAAUGUUGGCGGUGUUGCACCUACCGAAUACAGUGUUGCAAAUAUCUUUAAAGCGAAUGGACAUUUUUCAUCAAACCGAUACAUCCAUUUUCUAUUUAGUUUGUAUGAGUUUGCGUUUUCGGAUUCCUGUCCAGAAUGA
This is a messenger RNA of Mya arenaria, 720 nucleotides long. Its product is annotated as elastin-like. Lineage: Eukaryota; Metazoa; Mollusca; Bivalvia; Myida; Myidae. The transcript has a single exon. The record is from RefSeq and is a predicted model, not a curated record. Bases 1 to 720 code for a protein of 239 amino acids.